Molecule: messenger RNA, 1760 nt
Organism: Patella vulgata (common limpet)
Lineage: Eukaryota; Metazoa; Mollusca; Gastropoda; Patellidae
Product: dolichyl pyrophosphate Man9GlcNAc2 alpha-1,3-glucosyltransferase
Exons: 14
Coding region: 79-1587 (502 amino acids)
Biological process (GO): protein N-linked glycosylation
Cellular component (GO): endoplasmic reticulum membrane
Molecular function (GO): dolichyl pyrophosphate Man9GlcNAc2 alpha-1,3-glucosyltransferase activity
Source: RefSeq, a predicted model, not a curated record
CAUCUUCUUGGUAGUUCUGGUAUGAUAACAGAGACUACUUCCGUGAAUUCGUGGCCGCGGUUUGUUUACUAAAGAAACAUGGGUCUAUUAGUAGAAGUUUGUGUUUUAGUCGUUAUAUCAAUCGCACUAAGAUGGUCCGUUUCACAAAAUACCUACUCAGGACAGAGUAAACCACCAAUGUAUGGUGACUAUGAAGCUCAGAGACACUGGAUGGAAAUAACAUUAAAUCUACCUGUAUCUGAUUGGUACAGAAAUACAACAAACAAUGACUUACAGUAUUGGGGUCUAGAUUAUCCUCCUCUAACAGCUUACCAUAGUAAAAUCUGUGGCUACGUAGCACAGUAUAUUAAUCCUGACUGGGUGAGAUUAUACAAGUCUAGAGGUUAUGAAAGUUAUUACCAUAAAUUAUUUAUGAGAUAUACAGUAUUAGUAGCAGACUUUCUAAUAUUUUUACCAGCAGCAGUAUUAUUUUAUCUUGCACAAGAUCAGUUAGAUGAUAAAUCAAUGUUAUUUGGUUUGAUGGUGAUAUUGUUAUAUCCAGGGUUGAUUUUAAUAGAUUAUGGUCAUUUUCAAUACAAUGGCAUAAGUUUAGGGUUAGCUGUUUUAGCUGUAGCCUGUUUAGGUUCUGAAUUACAGAUGAUAGGAGCAGCUUUAUUUACAUUGGCUCUUAAUUAUAAACAAAUGGAACUCUAUCAUGCCAUGCCUUUCUUUACCUAUUUAUUAGGUAAAUGUUAUAAAGCAGGGCCUUUUAAAGGGUUAUUUGAAAUAAUUAAAAUUGGAAUAACAGUAAUCAUAACUUUUCUUCUAUGUUGGUCUCCAUUUUUAACGAGUGUGGAGUCUGCUAAGCAAGUUUUAACAAGGUUAUUUCCCUUUAAUAGAGGUCUAUAUGAGGAUAAAGUUGCUAGUUUUUGGUGUAGUCUGUCCGUGUUAAUAAAGUUGAAAAAUAUUUUAUCACAAGAAAAUCUGGUUUUGUUAUGUUUAAGUACAACAUUAUUAUGUUUAUUGCCUUCAUCACUUCAUCUUCUAUGUAAACCAACUAUAACAAAUUUUAAAUAUGCACUGGUGAAUUCUUCACUGGUAUUCUUUCUUUUCUCAUUUCAAGUACAUGAAAAAUCUAUUUUAAUACCAGCCAUAUCUGUGUGUAUGUUAGCUAAUAGAGAACCAUUGACAAGUAUUUGGUUUUUAUCUAUUUCUACAUUUAGUAUGCUACCUCUGUUAGUAAAAGAUGGAUUAAUUUUACCGUAUAUUGGUUUAUCAGCGAUGUUUUUGAUUGCAUCUGUUUAUAUAUCUCAACCUUUUAAUAACCAAAAACCAGAUAGUUUAUCACAACUGAAAAAAAUAAAUUUUAUUAUAUCAAUGGUUGGAGUCAUAUUACUAACUGGUGCCAGUCAUUUUAUUAUUCCUCCUCCACAACUACCAGACCUAUUUCCAGUACUUAUAUCAUCAUAUUCUUGUGCACAUUUUCUCUUCUUUCUACUUUACUUUCAUUUUGCUCAGAUUUUUGGUGAUGAAAUUGAUAUAGAUAGAAAAAAAUCAACCAGGGUACAAACAAGUAAAAAGAAAAAGUCAAUUAAAAAGGAAAAUUGAUUAUCAUAGCCAUUCAAGACAUUAAUUCAAUUUUAUAUGUAGCUUUUACGGUAUAUACAUGUAUGUGCAAUAAGUACUAUUAUAAUAGGAGAAACAUUCACUAAACACAACUUUGUUAUUAUCUUUACAUGGAUGAAAUUUGUUGCCUAUAAUAAAGGACAUUUUAUUCCUAA